AUGUUUACAGAUCUGAUAUCUGGAGAACUUGCAAAAGCAAACACCUUGUCUAACAGUACUGAACAAUCAAUAAGAUCAAUAUUGAUAACACGUCACGAGCCUCAGCAAGAACGUAAACACUGUGAUACGACAAUAAAACCAAAUACUAUAUCACAAUUCGCCAAAAACAACUUUAUCUUGAUAGCUACAUGUAACAGCGAUAUAGAACUUGCUGGAAUAAGUGUUCAGAAUGACGACAGUGAAAACCAAGAGACGUCUUGUAAGGAUAAAUCCAAUUCAACGUGUUUGAAUAAGUUCCCCAAUGGUGCAGAGGUUGCCAAUGUAUGGACUGGUGAAUUUGAAGAUUUAGAAAAAACAGUCACAGCAUUCAUUCGAUUGAAUGAACCCAUAUUUAUUGGAGAUUUAUCACAAGUAGCAUUACCGACCAGGUUCAUUUUCCUUCAUCUUACUCCCAAAUCUGAACCGAGCUAUGCAUCUGAAAUAGGAGGAGCUAUUUCAAAUAUGAUGGUCGAUAAGGUGAGACAUACAGGAUAA
Messenger RNA from Mytilus trossulus (common blue mussel), 534 nucleotides. Its product is annotated as sodium bicarbonate cotransporter 3-like. The coding region runs from base 1 to 534 and encodes 177 amino acids. Gene Ontology annotation, cellular component: plasma membrane. Gene Ontology annotation, molecular function: solute:inorganic anion antiporter activity; sodium:bicarbonate symporter activity; monoatomic anion transmembrane transporter activity. The record is from RefSeq and is a predicted model, not a curated record. NCBI's taxonomy places the organism in Eukaryota, Metazoa, Mollusca, Bivalvia, Mytilida, Mytilidae. Gene Ontology annotation, biological process: transmembrane transport; regulation of intracellular pH; bicarbonate transport. The transcript is spliced from 3 exons.